AUGAGGGCUUUGCAGAUAUGGGUCGGAAAUAGUCCGUCGUUUCGGAUACAAGCGCAGUGUCCUCGCCUGAGAUUAUGCCAGCCGACCUUCCUUGCACGUCGUACCUACCUUCGCCCGGCAUUCGCACCCAAGCCCACGAUCGAUAUCAAGCACAUCCGCCAGAACCCAGGACUAUAUGAGCAAAACUGUGUAGACCGAAACUAUGCAGCACAUAGCAAGUCUUCAUGGCGUAUAUUGGAGCUGCAUGAGCAAUGGCUGCAGCUUCAGCAAAGCAGUCGCAGUCUGCGAGAGCGCAACAACCGCAUUCGAGCUCAUCUCGCAAAGACGGCCUCGCGUGUCAAGGACGCUGACGGAAAGCCCGUCGCCUUGAGAGAAGGCAUGAUUGGUGAGGCAAAGGCUAUAAAGGCAGAGCUUAGUGCGGUCGAAGCACAGGAAACACAAUUACAAGAAGAAAUUGAGAGCCUGGCCCAGGACUUACCUAAUCUGAGCAGUACGCAUACGCCAGUGGGCACUGAACCUGAUGUCCUUGGCUACAUCAAUGCGCAUCUCGGGAGCGAGCCGUCGCAAUCAAAAAGUCAAAAGUCACACGUAGACAUUGGGCAGGAGCUUGGCAUACUAGACUUCACCGGCUCAGCGCAAACUUCAGGCUGGGGCUGGUACUUUCUCAUUGGUGAUGGUGCUAUGCUGGAACAGGCUCUCGUCCAGUAUGCCUUGAGAGUUGCUACAAAGAAAGGAUGGAAAGCAGUGGCGCCACCGUCAUUGGUGUAUUCGCACAUUGCCUCCGCAUGUGGGUUUCAGCCAAGAGAUCAGAAUGGCGAACAGCAAGUAUACGCCAUCGAGCAAGCAGAAAAGGACAAGGCAAAGCCUCAACUGGCUCUCGCUGGCACAGCAGAGAUACCUCUGGCUGGUAUGAAGGUCAACCAGACGUUUGAGGAGUCGGAACUGCCACUCAAGACAGUUGGCGUGAGCAGAUGCUACCGUGCUGAAGCUGGCGCGAGGGGGGCGGAUACCAAGGGUCUAUAUCGGGUUCAUGAAUUCACAAAGGUCGAGAUGUUCGCCUGGACCUCCCCUGACCACGCAGGAGAAGAUCACUUCACCGCCCAAACAACACAGAGCUCAGAGGUAAUCUUCGAGGAGAUGUUGUCGAUACAAAAAGAAAUCUUGGAAGCGCUCGGGCUGCAUUGCCGCAUACUAGAGAUGCCGUCCACGGACCUCGGUGCCAGUGCCACAAGGAAGCUCGACAUAGAGGCCUUCUUCCCAUCUCGCCAGGACAUUGACCAAGGCUGGGGAGAGGUGACGUCCACAUCCAUGUGCACCGACUAUCAGAGCCGACGGCUGCAGACACGCAUGCGCAUAAAGGGUGGCAAACUAGAGUUUCCGUAUACGCUCAACGGGACUGCGCUCGCGGUGCCCCGGGUGCUCGCGGCAUUGCUGGAGAACCACUGGGAUGAACAGGAUCGUACAGUGACGAUACCGGAGGUGUUGCGGCCAUUCAUGGACGGCCAAGAGAAGAUUCAGACACAACGCUAG
Messenger RNA from Pyrenophora tritici-repentis Pt-1C-BFP, 1530 nucleotides. RefSeq names its product SerS, Seryl-tRNA synthetase. Gene Ontology annotation, molecular function: ATP binding; serine-tRNA ligase activity; tRNA binding. The record is from RefSeq and is a predicted model, not a curated record. Lineage: Eukaryota; Fungi; Ascomycota; Dothideomycetes; Pleosporales; Pleosporaceae. Gene Ontology annotation, biological process: mitochondrial seryl-tRNA aminoacylation. Gene Ontology annotation, cellular component: mitochondrion.